AUGAUGGAAGAGAAUGCUCAGAAGCAGGGGCCUCGCACCUUGAAUGAUUUCUGCAGUUGGCCCCAGACAGUGCUUUCAAGUCUCCUGCAGAAGCAGGAUGGCAGUGAAGGUGAACGCUUGCAUCGUUUGAGAAACAACCUGCAGUUGGGCUUGGUUAUGUACACCGACUACAGCGGUCUUGCAGGUGAACAUGAAGCCUUGUCUCAAAUGGUCGCCGCGAUGCUCAUGCAAGAUGGGCUUGCUCUGCAUGCUAAGGCAGCAGUGCAGCACUUCAGGUUCUGUGACCAUGGGGUGCUCCAGAAGAAGGUAUUGUGUGCCACCAGUGCCUUGCGUAGUCACAGGGUGUGCGUCAUGAGUGACUUGAACGACAGGCUAGCGCCAGUGGCUUGCACUUUGCUUGAUAGCAUGAUACCGAAGGGCAAGGUGCCGAAGGAACAGAUUACUGAAGCCUAUGGUUCGUUAUUGCAGUACUUGAUUGACAAUCGUGAGUGGCUGUAUCCAGCGAAUGCGCUGAGUUAUUGUGAGGUGCACCAAGGACAAUGCCCCCUGUUUCCCGAGAGGGUGAUUCCUGGAAUGCCUCUUCGCCCUUUCAAGAGACUCAAGUCAAAGGCCAGGCUUGCUGUGGAAGGCGAGGCUUCAGACAUGGAAGAAGGUUCGGCUUCAGGAGUUGAUCAAUCCGAGAAGUUGCGUGUCAACAUGGCGGGCGCCACGUGCUGUGGAUGGAGCGCCGCAGGCAAAAGCUUGCACUUCGCCGACCCCAGCGAGCGGCCGCGUGCAAUCUGGUUGGUAGAGCGCAUGCGCCGCGGUGAGACUGGCCAGGAGGAUUUCUUCGUGAGCGAGUGCACGUCUCGAUACCCGGAAAAACUUCGCGGUCCACUUUCCAUGACCCAUGAAGUGUUCAACGUGAUAGUGUCGCCCACGGAUCUGGGAUGGCCUGUGCGCCGUACUCGAGUCUUUUGCUGCGGCAUCAGCAAGAAAACUAUGGCCUGGCUCGGACCCUCACAGGAUGAUGUUGCAGAGCACUUCUUUAGUUUCUUUGGAUCUUCUUUGGAAGCAACAGGUGAUGUUUUCAUGGGCGCAGAUGUGCGUGAAGUUCGGAUGGAGAAGAUCCGUCUGGCGUCAAAGAGGGGCAUUCGGUCUCCAUUUCCUCAGGCUGGCCGGCCAGAAGAUUUCGAUGACAUGCCGAAGCAUCACAUGUAUGCGCCCGGCCAAGUGUUGCGUCUGCAACAGUAUGCAGCACUUGCAGCUCAGCGGAAUGGCGGGGCCUUCUUCUGCGACCUUGAGCAGAAUCCGGAGAGUGGGGCGAGUACACCAGGAUCAUGCAUACCUACUAUAUUGACUCACGGAACCUUACACAGCUUCAGCCAUGACCGCCCUGUUCUUUCGGAGGAGCUUUUUCAAGCUCACGGAUUCAAUUCCUUCAGCCACCAGACAACAUGGCCAGCUUCUUCAGUGACUAUGGAGAUCCUUCAGGAGUUAGGGUUGUCACCCGCGCAGAAGUUGAAGCUCCUUGGCAACGGGUGGCACUUGCCAUCAGUGACGUCAUGGCUUUACUACAUCUUGGCCCACACUGUGAAGCUGAACCGAAAUGUUUCCAUCAGCCCGAGUUGA
Messenger RNA from Symbiodinium pilosum, 1611 nucleotides. Lineage: Eukaryota; Dinophyceae; Suessiales; Symbiodiniaceae. The record is from the annotation of a GenBank genome assembly.